AUGCCAGUGAACUACCUCCGGUCACGAUACCUACAGCAUCCGCAUCAAUUGAAUAUUGGUAGACAAUGUAAAGCCGGUCGUGAUCGGUCCGCCUGCCCGACACCCGCUGUUGUGGAAAGAUACCGCCGCGGGCUGAUCGUCGGUAUAUUUUCAUUUGUUGCUCUUAUCGUUGGGCUUGCCGCUGCUAUCAAGUUAUCAGUAGUUGUUGCUGACUACCUGGGCAAAUCCGUCAACAUCUCAGGCGCAUGGCUUCCUGUCAUCUCGUUUCUUAUCGUUUUUAUCAUUGUGGUAAUACUGGUGCGACUCGGCGCCAACGCCAUUGAGAAGACCGUUGAAUUUGCCAUGCUGGGUUGGGUAAACAAACUCGGA
This is a messenger RNA of Ostertagia ostertagi, 369 nucleotides long. The record is from the annotation of a GenBank genome assembly. Lineage: Eukaryota; Metazoa; Nematoda; Chromadorea; Rhabditida; Trichostrongylidae.